This is a messenger RNA of Erpetoichthys calabaricus (reedfish), 1425 nucleotides long. RefSeq names its product piggyBac transposable element-derived protein 4-like. The transcript has a single exon. The record is from RefSeq and is a predicted model, not a curated record. NCBI's taxonomy places the organism in Eukaryota, Metazoa, Chordata, Cladistia, Polypteriformes, Polypteridae. Bases 1 to 1425 code for a protein of 474 amino acids.
AUGCAAAAUGUAGCAGAUGAAACGAAUAGAUACGCUCGAGCUGAAAUUCAUGCUAUGCGAGAUCAACUAAAACCGCGUUCAAUAUGGAAAAAAUGGCGUGAUGUCUCUCUGACUGAGAUGAAAUGCUAUAUUGGUGUGAUACUGAAAAUGGCUAUAACAAAUGCAGCUGAUGUGAAGGAUUAUUUUUCAACAACUUGGGACAACUACAUGCCAUUCUUCACCGACUUGUUUACUAGAGACCGCUUCUGUAUGAUACACUGGAUGCUUCACGUCCAACCACCAUCAAAUCCAGAUCCAGGUCAGCGUCAAACAAGAGGUGAAAAAGUAAAGAAUAUGGUAGCUCAUAUGAAAAGUAAGUGUGCAGAGCUCUAUAUACCCGAACAGAACAUUGCUGUGGAUGAGACUACAAUUAGUUUCAAGGGUCGCACUUCAUUCCUCAUGUAUAAUUCACAAAAGCCUACAAAAUGGGGUUUACGUGUGUAUUCAUUGGCUGACUCUAAAACUGGUUACCUUAGCCAAUUUGAACCCUAUUAUGGUUCAUGUACCAAAGAUAUCCUUCCGUACCCAGAUCUACCGGUUCCUGCAAGAGUAGUGCUACAUUUGGUCAAAGGACUAAUUCAAGAUGAUCGAUCCUCUGGAUAUCAUGUUUACACCGACAGAUAUUAUACUAGUCCAGCACUGGGUGUCGAGUUGACAAAACUUAGAGUGUCAAUUACAGGAACAGUUCAGAAGAACAGAAAGCUUUUACCCAGCGAUAUAAAAAAGAAACUGAAAUUGAAGAAGAAUGAAUCAGUUGCUUGGAAAAGUAACAAACAGUUAGCCCUUGUGUGGCAAGAUAAACGACUGAUUUUCAUGUACAGCACAUUUCACAAUGCUGUUUCUGAAGAGAAAGAGAGACGAAAGCGAGGUGGUGAAGUUGAGAAGAUAAUAAAACCUUGCGUUAUUUCUGAUUAUACAGAACAUAUGGGAGCGGUCGAUAGAUUUGAUCAUUAUGCAGUAUCAUACAACUUCUCUAGAAAAACAGUCAAGUGGUGGCGCAAAACGUUUUACUGGUUGCUUGAGGUGGCAAUUGUAAAUAGCUACAUUCUCUGGUGUCAGUGUUACCCCCAAGAUAAACUGCGUCAUCUUGCAUAUCACAGAAAACUCAUAAAUGAAUUAGUAAAAGAUCAUCGUGCAACGAAAGAGGUUGCUCGUCGAGGACGUCCUUCUGAAGAAGUCGCUACAGCAGAACGCCUGAACGGUCGCUCACAUUUCAUCUAUCCACUGGAUGAACAGAAGCUCAAAGAUUGUGUUGUAUGUACUGAUAGAAAGAGGGGAUGUCGCAAAUGUUCUCGUUUCGCCUGCAGUACAUGUACGAUGCAACCUGGAUUGUGUCCGGGAUUGUGUUUUGAAUGGUAUCAUACUAUGGAAAAAUACAAAAACUAA